Molecule: messenger RNA, 5282 nt
Organism: Parus major (Great Tit)
Lineage: Eukaryota; Metazoa; Chordata; Aves; Passeriformes; Paridae
Gene: RNF180
Product: ring finger protein 180
Exons: 8
Coding region: 312-2039 (575 amino acids)
Biological process (GO): serotonin metabolic process; norepinephrine metabolic process; positive regulation of proteasomal ubiquitin-dependent protein catabolic process
Cellular component (GO): endoplasmic reticulum membrane
Molecular function (GO): metal ion binding; ubiquitin protein ligase activity; ubiquitin conjugating enzyme binding
Source: RefSeq, a predicted model, not a curated record
CGGCGGGACCGCCGCCGGCCCUCAGCACCCGGCGUGCCCGGUCGGGCCUGGGCGGGCUCGGGGGUGUCCGGGGCAGUGGCUGCGGCAGCGCCCAGCCUGGUGUCCCGCGCUAUGCUGAGACAAGGGCACCCUAUUCCUGCUUGUUUCGGUCUUCACUUUGUGCAACAGCAAAUGCCUGUAUGUGUAAGAGCAUGAAACAGACAGCUCUGAUCUUGGGAUCUCUUGGAUAAAACGGGAUAACACGCCGAUCUGUGGUCGUCCAGUGACCCGCCAGGUCAGCAUACAGAAGUGCAAAAUCCCAAGCUGACGUAAUGAACAACCAAGAGGCUGGUGUUCUACGUUGCUGGAGAUGUAGGAAAUGUAUAGCAAAUUCUGUUUUUCUUGCAAAAUGUAAUGGGAAAAAAACAUCCAAAAUACCACAACUUUCAGCUGCUGCUCAGAAUUCUUGCAAUGCAUGGCAUGUAAACUUAGAAGCCAUUCCAGAGUGGGUGAAAUGUGUCAUUGAAAAGGCACAGUGGACAAUUGGAAAACUGCACUGUCCGUUCUGUGAGGCCUGCUUAGGGGGCUUUAACUUUGUUUGCAACAAAGAAUGUUCCAGUGGACAGCUAGUAAAUAGACAUUUCUGCAAAAGUUGGACUGAGCAUCAGCCACAUUUGUCUGUUAAAUUGUCAAAAUCAUCAGAAAAACAUUUGCUUCUCAAAAUUCAGUCUGGUUUUAACAAGGAUAACUGCCAUGAAGUAGUAACUGCAACUUUAGAAAUCAAAAAUCAAGGACUUUCCUAUGCAGCUGGAAGUAGUAAUGAAGCUGGCAGAUUAGCAGAAGCACUUUGUCUAGAAGUAAGAGCUCCCAGAUAUGAGAUAGAAAGCAAAAAACUUCCCUUAAAGGCAUUAAAUCAAAAAGGAAGUCUCCCUUCUUCCUGUCCUGUAAAAGAUGCAUACACUGCAAAACCUUUUCACAGAAGAUCACGUAGCUUGGAUUUAAAUACUGGAGAAAGACUUGUUUUGUCAUCUGUGUUAUAUGAAACUUGCAACAUGGGAACACUUUACUGUGGCCAAAAUGAAAAUCCACCCGCUUACAUACAAGGGAGCUUUCAAUUAGGGUCCAAUAGGAAAGAUGGUAGUUCUUUUCAGGAUCUGAAUAGUUCCAGUGCUGACAUACUACAAAACCAAUUUAAAGUUACUUCCAUUACCACAUUACUACACAGAGAAACAGAAAGUGAGUGUGAUUUUGAAGUUACCAGGCAAUCUUCUGGGAGUGUCAUUGCUGAUGGGUCCCCAUUUCUGAUGAAUCUUUCCUCGCCUACAAGGGCUGUAGAAGACAAGUGGUACAUGACACCUGGUGGUCUUGUGCAGCCUACCAGUAUUUCCUUCAACCAAAAGCUGAGUAAGAGAGAAAGAGACAAGUCAAAAAGCCUGAGGAGAAAACAGAGAAUGAGAGAGCAAUGUCUACAGAAGCGACCUGAAAAUGAUAACCUGCAUACAGAUGAUGAGCAUGAACUCAGACGAGAUAAAGAAAGCUAUCUCUGUGCUGUGUGUCUGGAUGUUUAUUUCAAUCCUUACAUGUGCUAUCCAUGCCACCAUAUCUUUUGUGAACCUUGCUUAAGGAUGCUUGCCAAAGACAAUCCAGCCAGCACUCCAUGUCCACUAUGUCGUACUACAAUUGCCACAGUCUUUUUCCAAACAGAUCUGAAUAACUUUACCAGAUCCUUUUUCCCUAUGGAAUAUUUGAAUCUAAAGGAAAAUUUUCAAAAAUCCAAUUCUGCUAAAUGGCCUCUACCAAGCUGCAAGAAAGCAUUCAGAGUUCUUGAAGCAGGUUUUCGGAGGCGCUCAAAUACUGUAACAAGGAGGCAUUUCCCACAUGCUGCUCACAGGAUGGACUAUAUGGACUUCGAGGAUGAUAGCCGUGGAUGGCGUUUUGAUAUGGACAUGUUCUUUACAGGUAGCUUUUGUCAGAAAUCAUCUGGGGACGUGGUCUGGAUCUUAACACAUUCUGAUAAUGAAGAAUUCUCAGUACUGGUGCUGUUAGUCAAGACCAUUUAAUUGUUGAAGACAGCAGAAAUCCAGGACAAGACUUAGGUUUCACUUUUACAGGCAAAGGAACUUCAUGCCUACACAGAAGUGUGUGAGUUUUUUUGUCUAGCAGUGGAUAUGUUUCUAGCUACCCUACCUGCCAAUGGUUCAGUCAUCUUGCUUCUCUCAUAAGACAGUUCUAAAAAAAAAUCCCAAACAAUAUUGCUGCUCAGGGAGCAGCUGCAAUGAAGCACAAUGGAGUCUUUCAUGGCAUGUGCCUGCCUACAGAAGCUCAGAUCCAAGUCAAGCUUUUCCCAGUACUCUAUGUACAUACCUCAUGUUUUUAUCACAUGUCAACAACAGCCUCAGUUACUGAGAUGGAAAAUAGGGAAGAACCAGAGUUUAGGUGUAUUUUGUCAUUUUUAGAGAAAAUUAUUGUUGAUAGCAUGAAAGUUUGGGAGUAAGAUUAGCUAUUGUAGCUAUCAGCUGACAACUGCCUUCAUGGUGUGUAGUGUUGCUUUUGUGCAUGUGUUUUCAGCAUCUCUUGUUCUUUGCAAUCUUGACAACAUUAUAGCUGUGAGAUGCACACUCUCUUCCAGGGAAUUCCAGGUCACAGGUGAACAGAAAAGAAAGGUAGGACAUCAAGAGCAUCUGCUGGUGUUCAGCCCCAUACCCAGGCAGAGGCUGUGAGGAAGGAUGCUUUGAAUUGCUCAGGAUCUGGAGUAAGACACCAAGCUAUCCUUAGAGAUAAUUUUAUUUAGCAGAAAAUUCUAAGGCAGUAAUAGUAUAAGGAUUUAAAUAUCACAGUUUUCUGUCUCAAACACAAUUACCACAGAAAGACAUUGCCAUGAGAUAAGCACAGAAUGGAGUGACAGGAUGGCCUAACUCCAAGCCUGCAAGAUUUAGCUAGCACAUCCCGGGUAAUCCAGACAAAAAUUCACACUGUGACAAAGUGUUUAAAGAAGCUGCUGCUUAUAUGCUUAUCACAGGUCAAAUAGAGAUCCUGAUCAGUGGGUUAUGGGACAGCUGGCAUCUUCAGCCACCAGAGCUCCCCUCCCUCAAAUAUGCCACUAUGGGUAUGUGAAACUUGGACUGUGAAUUAAGACACCAUGCAGAAUACUUGAGACAAGAUAAAGGUGGUACUAUUGUCUGAGUGUUAUCUCAGGCCUAGGGGGAGGUAAACAAAGCUGAGGAAGAGAAAUGUAUUAGUGAUAAUGGCUGAAUUUAUGGGCCACAAGGAAAGCCAACACACCAACUGUGCUGAAGUCAGCUCAGGCUGGGUAAAAGGUAAUUCUGGCAGGCAGAGAUUGAACUCACAACCCAGAGGAAGGCUGAGCAUAGGACUAAGUACCAUUAGAAGUGAGGGAAUCAUUUAACCAAUAGAAUAAGAGAACUGUAGCCAAUGACCAUUAAUUCUUUGCUUACAAAAACGUGUAAAUAGUAAAAAGCUUUGAAUGACUUCAGAACCCCUACAAUCAAAAACCCCCGGGUAAAGAAGGACAAAAGGACACUGUUGGAUCCAUGGAUGGUGACUGUCUUCUGCUGUCUCUCUCUCUCUUUCUUUUCACUUGCUCUCUCCCUCUCUUUUUCACUGACAUUUUAUUCUUAAAUAAAAUGCGUACAAUUGACUUUGGCAUAUGGUCUCAUUUGCACCUUAAUUCAGGCCAAGGCUUCUCUCAGUAAGAGGAUCCUUAACAGACUGUGAGGUGGAUUUAAAACUGGCUGAAAAGCCAAGCUCACAGUGCUGUGAAUCGUGGCAAAAAGUCUGCCUGAAGGCAUGUAGCUAGUGGUAUAUCCCAGAGAACAAACCUGAGUCGUAUCCUGUUCAUCAUCUUCAUUAAUGACCUAGAUUUUGGGUCAGAGCAUACCCUCAUUAAGCUGCAGAGGACAAAAUAGGAAGAAGUGGAUAAUACUCCAGAGGGUUAUACCAGUGGAUAAUACAGCAGAUGCUGCUGUCCUGUGGACCUUUGGCUGGAGAAAUGGACUGACAGGAACAUCAUGCUGUUCAACAAGAGUAGUCUUGCACCUGGGAAAAGCCCCUCCAUGCCUCAAUACAUGCAGGAGGUCACCCAGCUGGAAAGCAGCUCUACAAAAGAGAACCUGGGGGUCCUGGUGAACUGCAAAAUAAAUGUGAGCCAGUGGUGUCCUCAGCAGCAUUAGGCAAAGUGUGGCCAGCAAGUCACAGAAGAUGAUCCUGCUUCCGCACUGAUGAGGCUGUCUCUGGGGUGCUGUGUCCACUUCUGGGCUGCCCUGUACAAAAGAGAUACAGAGUUAUUAGUGAGAUGUCAGCAAAGGACCACUAAAAUGAUUAAAGGAAUGAAGUCUCUCUCGUAUGACUAAUUCUGUGAAAUCAUCUUACAAGAAUUGACUAGUUGAAGACUAGAAUAAAUGAAUUCCUCAAUAACGGGUAAAUAAAACAAAAAUGUCUGAGGAGAACAUCAUGUUUUCCCUUCAUAACAAAAGGCAGUACAAUGCUGGAAAAACUUGGCCCACAUUUUUGUCCAUUUCUGUUCUUUUCUGUACAUAUCUGUAUAGAAUAAUUAAUUAUAAUUUUCUUUUCUUUCACUGUUGUCUUGAGUCAAUACAACAAGUCUCUCUUUGGUAACAAGUUCAAUCUUUAAGAGGUUAUUUUUCUUCCUACUUAUUGAAAUCUGUGGUUAUUGCAGUUGUCUGCAGUACUCAGAAGAGUACUAAGGAAAAAAUCACAGAAGUUUUAGUAAUAUUAUUUCAGUAUUAGUCAUCUUGCUGUCAGAAAUCAAUAUUCCAACUUUAUAUGUAAACUUUUUAUUUAAGUGUUAAAGUGUAAAAUCUAAUUUUUGCAGGUAAGGGUUUGAAUUCAAAAAUUUUUGGCUGCCUCAAUUUGUCAUUCCCAACAUGAGACAUUCAUUCUACAAUGACCUGAUGCAGAACUGAAGAUCACAUUUCUCCAAAAUGGGUUGUUUAGGAUUUAUUACGUUGGGAUCCAAAGCCUUAAAUAUAUGUAUUUAUGAUGGGCUUCAGCAGUGAUAUAGAUCCCAGCAGAAUCAUCAGAGUCAUCACUGUAAAAUCUAGUUUCUCAUAUACACCUGCAACUGGAUUGGUGUCUUACAAACUUUUUCUGUAAAACAUAUUAUGAUGGCAUUUCUGGAGUUUUCAGAACUUCUUAUGAAAACAAGUUCAAAAUCUGUAUUUAUUUACAUUUGAUUAUUCUAUGACUGAAACUAAACUAAACCUCCAGAGUCUUAAAUGUAUUAGGAUUUCUUUGUUGCUGUGAUAUAAUCCUGGAAAAUAAAU